AUGGCGGCGGCCCGGGCCGAGCUGCGGGUGCUGCUGGCGCCCGGCUCGGGGCAGGCGCGGGAGGCGUUGCGGGCGCGGCUGAGCAGGGCCCGGCACGCCCUGGGCACCGUGCUGCGCGGCGGCGGGAUCCGCCUGGAGGCGCUGGGGCCCGGCGGGCCCGGGCGGGCCGCGGGCAGCGUCCUGCCGGGAGCCUGGGCCGACUUCGUGUGGGACAGCUCCGAAGAGGAUGGUUUGCAAUCCCACAAGAUAAAACUCCUGGCUCUUGCUCAAAGCCAUGACCUGUUUGUCUACGAAUUCAGUGUAGAAGAUGGAAAACACAACCCGAAUCCCCUGCACAGUUGCAAGGCACAGACGCUGACAAAGCUCCUUGAAGCUAAAAGCAUUAGUCUGCCUUCAAUUUUCUCUGUGAAGAUUCUGUCGUUUGGAAACAACAAGUGCAAACUUCUGCUCAACCAGUUUAUCCUCGUGCACCUGACCUUUCCUGGGGAGGACUCGCCCCCAGAGACGUGUGGCUGCUUCCCCCUGGCUGUGCCUGCAGGAGCUGUGGGGAGAAUAACAGACUCCCAGUUCUGCAGGGGGAUCCUGUUCCUGCUGGACCCUGCUGGCUGGAUUUACAUAUUUGACUGCUCUGACGGUGCCACCCUGGGGAAGGUCGGCGUGGCCCUGGGUGCUGGGCAGGGGCAGGGCCCAGCCCCCGUGUCCCCCCUGGCUGCCCUGGCAGUGUCCCCUGACCUCAGCACGGCCGUGGUGACCGACAGCUGCCAGCGUGCCCUGGCUGUGCAGCUCAACACCUACUUCAGACAGUUCCCUGAACAUUUGCUCUGUAAGAGAGAUCCUGAAAAUCUUCCAGUGAAGCCUGCAGAGGGGCUGGACGAGGAUGACCUGGCCAGUUCUGAGCACAGCAUGGAGCUGCUGUCGCUGCCCUUCCGCACAGACAGGUCCUGGAAGGCACACCUCUCCUCUCUGUGGGACAGGGUGAGGAGAAGAAGAACACAAGGCUCUCCAGAUUUGGUGACCGACUUGAAUUUGCCCUGGUAUCAGUUUUUUACCCAUCUGGAAGAUCACGAUCCUGAAGUUUGUGAGGAUCCAGAGAGGAUGGUGGCCUUUGUCCCCCGGGCUGUCACCCGGGCAGCUUCCCCAGCGCUCCAAAGGCAGGCUGCAGCCCCGGGGGCAGCAGCACAGCAGUGGGCACAGAUCCCCGUGGGAGCAGGCCAGGAAAUGGUGAAACUGGAGUGCAAGCUGGUGACUGGAGCCAAGGCCGUGUUUGUGCUGCAGGCACAGGACACGGGGCUGUCCCUGGCGCUCUGGGAUUUUGAGUCCCAGGACGUGACGUGUUCCCACUUUGGCAGGAGCAGUGUCUAUGUGGAGUGCAGUGCAGAGGUGCCACUGUGUCUGCUGCUGACAGAGCGUGGUCUGUCCCUGGUGCUGUUUGGGGUGACUCGGGAGGAGUUCCUGAGCAGGCUGCUGACGUUUGGCAGCGCCGGGGUGGUGGAUUCCGUGUGUCACCUCAAUGGCUGGGAGAGGUGCUCCAUCCCCAUCCACGCCCUCGAGGCAGGUUUGGAGAAUCGCCAGCUGGACACGGUGGACUUGUUUUUGAAAAGCAAAGAAAGUGUUCUCAGUCUGUCUGCAGCCUGCCCUGGGCCUGAGCAGCCUGGGGGUGCUGCCUCCCAGUCCUACCUGACAAAUUUGGAGGAGCUCAGGCCAGCUCUAAACUUGCUCUGCUCAGCAAUCCGGGACAAUGAUCUGGAGCCUCACAGCAAACACUUCUCUGAGCAGCUCCUGAACCUCACCCUGACUUUCCUCACCAAGCAGCUGGAGGAAAUCUUUGUGCACACAGAGGAACCUGAUGAGUUCCUGCAGAAGGCUGCAGAUAUUUUAACUGAUUACAUCAUUAAACUGAGGAAAUUCCUGAGGAAAUACCCUCACCCAGUGAUGGCCCCAGGGCACACGGGAGCUGAGCUGGAUGAAGACCUGCCUGAGAUAGAAGAGAGCAAAGAGUGGGAAAAACUGACACCAGAGGAAGUCAUUGCUGAUGCCAUCCUCAGCAACAAAAUCCCAGAGGCCCAGAUGUUCUUCCGGAGGCAGCAGCAUCCUGCCGAGAGCCUGCAGGAGCUGAUCCAGACGGGUCUGAGCCUGGUCUACGCCCGCCUGCUGAAGGGCAGCCCCAGGGAGGCCUCGGAGCUGCUGAGGAACAUGGGCCUGGACGUGAAGCAGGAGCUGCACAAGAUCUGCCUCCACACGCAGGACAGGCACGUCAGGGAGCUCCUGGUGAAAGUCUUACAAGAAGAAAAUUAUUUUUCUGAAGAAGAGAAGAAAAUUAUUGACUUUGUGCAUCAAGUUGAAAGCUUGUACUCAGAAUCCUUCCAGGAAAAUGAAGACACUCUGUCUCUUUCCAGGGGCUCGCAGCUGGGCUGGGGCAGCCCCGCCGCCCCCCGGCUCACCCUGACCCUCAGCUGGGCUCUGUGCUGGGACCAGCUGCUGCAGGAGCUGCUUCUGCUGCCCCGGAGAGCACGACAAGAACUCAAGAGCUGCAGUCCUGAGGUGCUCUGGAUGCACCUGACAGCCCAGCACGACUGGCUGAGUGUUUGCUCCUGGAUUGAGGAGUCAGAGCCCAGCCAGGCUCCACGAGACCCGGCUGCCUGGCCCCCCCUGAGCCCUGACAUCGUGGACAGGAGCACUCUGUGCAGCCCCUACAUGAGACAGGACAUCCUCAACAAGCUGGCCAGAAAGGGAAUUUUUGUCCGUUCUGAGCUGGAAGAUUUUGAGCUGCUGCUCCAGAGGUUGUCGUGCCUGGGGGGAGUCCUGCAGAAUCCUCACCCUGUUCCAAAAUACAGCACUGCCAGUGGCCUGGACUUCCACGCUCAGUUUGUCCUGCACUGCCUGCAGCACAGCCUGCAGUACCUGCUGUACACUUACCUGGACUAUUACAGUUUGACCCCUUCAAACUGCCCUGUCCUGGAUAACAAGGAGCUGCAGGAAGCACAUCCCUGGUUUGAGUUCCUGGUGCAGUGCCGGGGGGUUGCCAGCAAUCCCCGAGAUCCCAAGAUGAUUUUCCAGGCGAGUCUGGCCAAUGCUCAGAUGCUGAUUCCCAGCAGCCAGGGGGGUGUGAACAGCAUCCUGCUGGAGGGCAGGACCCUGCUGGCCCUGGCCACCACGGUCUAUGGGCCUGGGGGCAUCGACCAGGUCCUUCAGAACGAAGAUGCAGAAAAACCUCUGAAGAAAGUUGAUCCACAGCUGUUAAAAAUGGCCUUGGGCCCUUACCCCAAGCUCAAGGCUGCUCUCUUUCCCUCCUGCACUGCUCAUGGAAUUCUGCCUCCUGACAUCUCUCUCUACCACCUUCUGCAGUCAUUAAUGCCCUUUGAUCCCAGGAAAUUAUUUGGCUGGCAGUCAACAAACACUCUUGCUGCGUCAGAUGCCUGGAGCGAGCUGCCCCACUUCUCCAGCCCCCAGCUGCUGAGCAGGCACGCCGUGCUGGAGAGCUUGGACUUCCUCUUCUACCUGCUGCAGGGCCGCCCUGCCUUCGCCUUCGGCACCUUCCUGGGGCAGCAGCUGGCCCGGAGCAAAGCCCCCAGGCAGCUGAUCCAGCGGGCAGCACGGGAGGCACGGCUGCUGGCUCUCUGCUCCUUCGGCGUGCCCGGGGUGGCUGCAGCCUGCGUGUGCUUCCUGGAGCUGCUGGGGCAGGACAGCCUGGGGCUGCGCGUGGGGCUGCGCGCCGCCAGCCUCAUCGCCCGCCACGGCCCCUCCAGGGACUCCCUGGUUGAGAAGUUAACAAAGUUGGCUGAUGGUGAAAAAGCAGCAGCAGCAGCACUUCUGACCUCCUUGGAGGAGGCCUUCUGGGAUGCCAUUGAGCAGCAAGGAAUAAAGAGGACAUCCAGUGACUCCAGAAGGCAGUGGUCCUUGGUCAUGCAGUUCUGCAAACUCCAUAACCUGGAGCUGAGCACGUCCUUCCUGAGGGAAUGUGCCAAAUCCAACGAGUGGCUGCAGUUCCUCAUCCAGAGCCAGCUCCACGGCCACCAGCCAGCCCAGGUGCUGCCCCUGCUGCAGGAGUUCCCCGCCGUGCUGCGGGACCACCUGGAGCUGGCCCUGGGGAAGCUGCUGGGGCCCGGAGCCGCGGGCGGUGCCCGAGGAGCCGCGGGCAGUGCCCGAGGAGCCGCGGGCAGUGCCCGAGCCGGGAGCGUGUUCCGGGUGCUGCUGCGGUGCCAGGAGCAGCCCAGCCCCUGCUGCUGCCUGCUGGCCGAGGGGCUGCGGGCCCAGGCGCCCAUCCUCAGCGUGCUGGCAGCCUGCUGCCCCGGUGCCAACCUCAUCUCCUGCCUCUGCGUUUGGAUCCUCACCUCCGUGGAUGAUGCCACCAGGGCUGAGGCCACCGCCCACACCCAGGGCUGGGCAGAGGGGGCCCGGUGGGACCUGCAGGACCUCGCUGCCAUCUGGAAAGUCUUCUUGAGGAAGCAGAAGAGUAAAACGCUUCUGAAUGGCUUCCGGCUCUUUUUAAAGGACUCCCCUUUGCUGCACAUCCUGGAGAUGUACGAGCUGUGCAUGAACUGUAAAAAGUACAACGAAGCUAAAACCAAACUGGACAAAUUUCAGGAAAGCCUCACAAACCCCGGGGCCGCAGGGGGAGCGGCCCCCGCGCUGCCGCUGCCCUGGCUGCGCUCGCAGGCGCUGUUCCUCCUGGAGCUGAUGCUGCAGCAGUGCCACACCGACUACGAGCUGGGCAAGCUCCUGCAGCUCUUUGCUGCAGCAGAGACCCCGCUGCUGGACGGCCCCCACCUGAAGAGGCUCUGUGCCCUCAGCGAGGCCCUGAGGGACUCCUCCAUCUCCAUCAGCCGCUCCAUCCUGAGCUCCUGCAGCCUGGAGGCGUUCCAGGGGGAGUGCAGCUCCAUUCUGGAGCAGCUGCAGGAGAGAGGGAUGUUCAGCCUGGCUCGGGAGGUGGCGGCCCUGGCUGAGCUGCCCGUGGACGGCGUGGUCACACACGAGGUUCUGAGGGAUCUCCAUCAUUUAAGAGACACUGGACAGUGGCAUCAAACCCAGACAAGAGCCGAGUUCUGGAAGAAGUGCAACGACACCUUCACUAAACAUGGCAUCCGCAGCCGCGCCGCCGCGGAGUUCUUCCUCCGCCAGGCCAACGGCGCGAGGGAGUCCUGGGGGCAGGAGGAGAGAGCUGCCCUGGUGGAGAGGGAGCUGCUGCUGACCCUGGCGGGGCACUGGCUGGCCAAGGAGCCCGGGCUGCCCGUGCAGGAGCUGGAGGAGCUGGAGAAGCAGAUCUGGCUGUGCCGCGUGGCCGAGCGCGCGCUGCCGGCCGAGGCCGCGGGGCCGUGCCCCGGCACCGCGACCCUCGCCAGCCUGGCACGGCGCUUCUCCUUCGCCGGGCUGCCGGCCCUGACCGCGGCCGGGUGCCACGGGCUGAGCGCCCCGGCCCGCGGGGAGCCCCGGGUGGCGCCGGGCACCGAGGAGCUGGGCACCGAGGAGCAGCCCCAGCUGGGCACCGAGGAGCAGCCCCAGCUGGGCACAGCAGCACCAGGCACCGAGGAGCAGCCCCAGCUGGGCCUGGGCACAGCAGCACCGGGCACCGAGGAGCAGCCCCAGCUGGGCCCCGCGGAGCGGGCGGCGCUGGCCGCGCUGCUGGGCGCCCUGCUGGACCAGGGCAGCGUGCAGGAGGCCGCCCGCGUGUGCCGCUACUUCCAGCUGUGGCACCGGGACGUGGCGCUGGCACUGCGCUGCCGAGCCCUGGCGCUGGGCGAGGCCCGGCCCGAGCCCGAGGUGCCGGCCCCGCUGACGGACACGGCCGGCACAGCCCCGGGCACAUCCAGCCUGGAGGACUGGACCCCUCUGGGAUGUGGGGACGAUGCCGUAGUGGCGGCGCUGAAGGCCCUGGCAGAGGAAUGUGUCCACGGCAGGGGCUACUGCAGGCAGGUCCUGUGCCUCUACGAGCUCUCCAAGGUGAGCCCAGGCCCUUGUCCAGCCCUGCUGGCGCUGGGGAGGGCAGGUGAGGGGAGGAAGAGCUUGGCAGGUGCCCUCAAGGAGCUGCAGAGGGUGGAAUUCCAGCCCUUUGUGUGGGAAAAGGCCAGAAGCUUCCUGGGCAUGAGUGCUGAGGUGAGCUUGGGCACAGCUGGAGUUCGGCUCCAGGUGCUGUCCCACCCUCCGGGCUGCUCUCCUCACUUCCAUGCUUGCACUUUUUGNGCCCCCGCGCUGCCGCUGCCCUGGCUGCGCUCGCAGGCGCUGUUCCUCCUGGAGCUGAUGCUGCAGCAGUGCCACACCGACUACGAGCUGGGCAAGCUCCUGCAGCUCUUUGCUGCAGCAGAGACCCCGCUGCUGGACGGCCCCCACCUGAAGAGGCUCUGUGCCCUCAGCGAGGCCCUGAGGGACUCCUCCAUCUCCAUCAGCCGCUCCAUCCUGAGCUCCUGCAGCCUGGAGGCGUUCCAGGGGGAGUGCAGCUCCAUUCUGGAGCAGCUGCAGGAGAGAGGGAUGUUCAGCCUGGCUCGGGAGGUGGCGGCCCUGGCUGAGCUGCCCGUGGACGGCGUGGUCACACACGAGGUUCUGAGGGAUCUCCAUCAUUUAAGAGACACUGGACAGUGGCAUCAAACCCAGACAAGAGCCGAGUUCUGGAAGAAGUGCAACGACACCUUCACUAAACAUGGCAUCCGCAGCCGCGCCGCCGCGGAGUUCUUCCUCCGCCAGGCCAACGGCGCGAGGGAGUCCUGGGGGCAGGAGGAGAGAGCUGCCCUGGUGGAGAGGGAGCUGCUGCUGACCCUGGCGGGGCACUGGCUGGCCAAGGAGCCCGGGCUGCCCGUGCAGGAGCUGGAGGAGCUGGAGAAGCAGAUCUGGCUGUGCCGCGUGGCCGAGCGCGCGCUGCCGGCCGAGGCCGCGGGGCCGUGCCCCGGCACCGCGACCCUCGCCAGCCUGGCACGGCGCUUCUCCUUCGCCGGGCUGCCGGCCCUGACCGCGGCCGGGUGCCACGGGCUGAGCGCCCCGGCCCGCGGGGAGCCCCGGGUGGCGCCGGGCACCGAGGAGCUGGGCACCGAGGAGCAGCCCCAGCUGGCACUGGGCACAGCAGCACCGGGCACCGAGGAGCAGCCCCAGCUGGGCCCCGCGGAGCGGGCGGCGCUGGCCGCGCUGCUGGGCGCCCUGCUGGACCAGGGCAGCGUGCAGGAGGCCGCCCGCGUGUGCCGCUACUUCCAGCUGUGGCACCGGGACGUGGCGCUGGCACUGCGCUGCCGAGCCCUGGCGCUGGGCGAGGCCCGGCCCGAGCCCGAGGUGCCGGCCCCGCUGACGGACACGGCCGGCACAGCCCCGGGCACAUCCAGCCUGGAGGACUGGACCCCUCUGGGAUGUGGGGACGAUGCCGUAGUGGCGGCGCUGAAGGCCCUGGCAGAGGAAUGUGUCCACGGCAGGGGCUACUGCAGGCAGGUCCUGUGCCUCUACGAGCUCUCCAAGGACCUGGGCUGCUCCUUCGCGGAGCUGGCGGCGCGGGAGCCGCGGGAGGUGCUGGCCGCCAUCCUGGCGCGGCGGGGGCCGGGGCGCGGCCGCAGGGCCCAGGCCUUCAUCGCCUGCCAGGGGCUGCCCCCGGCCACCGUGGCCCCGCUGCUGGCACUGCAGGUCACCCAGGAGCUGCUGGCAUCGGCCCAGGGCAAAGGGCAGAAGCAGGUUUGGAACCCUGCAGUGGAGAGCCAGGAGCUCCUGGAGCUUGCCAAGCUGUGCCAGGAUCACACCUUGGUUGGGAUGCAGUUACUGGAUAAAAUCUCCUCUGUCCCCCGUGGGGAGCUGUCAUGCAUUACAGAGCUGCUGAUCCUGGCCCACAGCUGCUUCAGCCUGACGUGCCACAUGGAGGGGAUCACACGCGUGCUGCAGGCAGCUCGGCUGCUCACCGAGGAGCACCUGGCUCCCAGGGAGGAGUACGGGCUGGUGGUGCGCCUGCUGACGGGCAUUGGCAGGUACAACGAGAUGACCUACAUCUUCGAUCUGCUGCACCAGAAACAUUACUUCGAGGUGCUCAUGAGGAAGAAACUGGACCCGGGCGGGACGCUGAAGGCGGCGCUGCUGGACUACACCAAGCGCUGCCGGCCCGGCGACAGCGAGAAGCACAACAUGAUCGCGCUGUGCUUCAGCAUGUGCAGGGAGAUCGGCCAGAACCACGAGGCUGCCGCCUGCACCCAGCUCAAACUCAUCGAGUGCCAGCCCUGGGGCACUGCAGGGCUCUGGGCUCUCAGGGAUGCUCCCAGGUUUCCCUGGAAGCUCUCAGCUGCUCUGUUGCAGGACUCGUGCGUGCGGCAGGCGCUGCGCUGCCGCCGCCUGACGCGGCUCAUCACACUCCAGCUGCACUUCCUGGGCUCAGGGCAGAGCACCAGGAUCAUCAACCUGGGCAGGCAGGACCUGCCAGGGGCCAUCCUGGCCUUGCCCAGGUUCUACCAGGCAGCCAUCGUGGCCGAGGCCUACGAGUUCCUGCCGGACUGGGCCGAGGUUCUGUUCCAGCAGGUGAUCACCAGGGGUGACUUCGUGUACCUGGAGGAGUUCAGGCAGCAGCGGCCGCUGCAGCCCGGCCUGUUCGAGGAGGUGGCCAAGAAGGUCAAACAGCAGCCCCCGGCUGAUGCUGCCCUGAGGAACCUGAAGCGGUUCCUCACCCACUGUGAGGACAUCUACACCUACUACAGGCUGGCCUACGAGCACAAGUUCUAUGACGUGGUGAACUCCCUGCUGAAGGACCCUCAGACUGGCUGCUGCCUCAACGACCUCUUAUCCACCUGAGUUCCAGCCCAGAGCACAGACUGCAGGGUCACUGCUGAUUUACACAGAUUUGAUCCAUGGCCUGCUCACAGGGCUCUGCUGCUCUGUAAAAAUUACUCCAGAAAACUGCACAAGGUUGUAAGUAGUUAAAUGCUGACUGUGGCAACCUAACAUUGUGUUUUGUAUAAUAAAUCUUACUGUUUCUAAAUUA
Molecule: messenger RNA, 8929 nt
Organism: Lonchura striata (white-rumped munia)
Lineage: Eukaryota; Metazoa; Chordata; Aves; Passeriformes; Estrildidae
Source: RefSeq, a predicted model, not a curated record